Messenger RNA from Anoplopoma fimbria (sablefish), 1791 nucleotides. RefSeq names its product cytohesin-3. Lineage: Eukaryota; Metazoa; Chordata; Actinopteri; Perciformes; Anoplopomatidae. The coding region runs from base 236 to 1420 and encodes 394 amino acids. Gene Ontology annotation, biological process: regulation of ARF protein signal transduction. The transcript has 13 exons. Gene Ontology annotation, molecular function: guanyl-nucleotide exchange factor activity. The record is from RefSeq and is a predicted model, not a curated record.
CUGAUACGCGCCGCUCGCUGACUGACGGUCACUGCUUCGCGACCGUGAGGCGUAAAUGGCCACAACAUCUCCCCCAAAAAGGAAAGACGCUGCCAGUGAGACGACCCGUGCAGCGGCAGAACGCGUCCUGCACAUUUAGGACGCGUGUUUGCUAUACGGGCUAUUAAUAAGAGCCCGAGGGGGAAGUUUCUGUGACCGAUUUUUUUUUUUUUUUUUUUGGAGAGGAUCUGCAAACAUGGACGAGGACAACCAAGUACCUGAGGACCUGUCUUUGGAGGAAAGAGAUGAGCUGUCGAAUAUACGACGCAGGAAAAAGGAGCUUCUUGAUGAUAUUGAACGGCUGAAGUUCGAGAUUGCAGAGGUGAUGACUGAGAUUGAGCAGCUAACCUGUGUGGGGGAGAGCAAAACCACGCAAAGAAACAAACAGAUCGCCAUGGGGAGGAAGAAGUUCAACAUGGACCCUAAGAAGGGGAUCCAGUUUCUUCUGGAGAACGAUCUUCUCCAGCACACCCCAGAGGACAUCGCACAGUUCCUCUACAAAGGCGAAGGCCUCAACAAAACAGUCAUCGGGGACUACUUAGGGGAACGGGAUGACUUUAACAUCAAGGUCCUUCAGGCGUUUGUGGAGCUUCAUGAGUUUGCAGACCUCAACCUCGUACAAGCCUUAAGGCAGUUUCUGUGGAGCUUCAGACUUCCUGGCGAAGCCCAGAAGAUUGAUCGUAUGAUGGAGGCGUUUGCCUCCAGGUACUGCCAAUGCAAUCCUGGCGUCUUCCAGUCCACAGACACCUGCUAUGUCCUAUCAUUUGCCAUCAUUAUGCUGAACACAAGCCUGCACAAUCCCAACGUCAGAGACAAGCCCCCCGUUGAGCGCUUCAUCUCCAUGAACAGAGGGAUCAAUGAGGGAGGAGACCUCCCGGAGGAGCUACUCAGGAAUCUAUACGACAGCAUCAAGAGCGAACCCUUUAAGAUCCCAGAGGAUGAUGGGAAUGACCUGACGCACACGUUCUUCAACCCAGACAGAGAGGGCUGGUUGCUUAAAUUAGGAGGCCGAGUGAAAACCUGGAAGAGACGGUGGUUCAUCCUGACUGACAACUGCCUCUACUACUUUGAAUACACAACAGACAAGGAGCCUCGUGGGAUCAUCCCACUGGAGAAUCUCAGUAUCAGGGAGGUGGAGGAGCCAAGGAAACCUAACUGUUUUGAGCUCUAUAACCCCAAUCACAAGGGCCAGGUGAUCAAAGCCUGCAAGACGGAGGCAGAUGGGCGUGUUGUCGAGGGCAACCAUGUGGUGUACAGGAUAUCAGCGCCUACCCCGGAAGAGAAAGAGGAGUGGAUUAAAUCCAUCAAGGCCAGCAUCAGCAGGGACCCCUUCUACGACAUGCUGGCCACCAGGAAGAGGCGCAUCGCCAACAAGAAGUGAACAGGGAGAGUCUUCUCAACCCUCCAGCUCCUCCAUCUUUCUCCCCUUCCGUUCAUGAACACAUAAACUACACACACUAGGAAGCUACUUCGCCACAGAGAAGGAUGUCAAACCCCCCGAAAAGACUUCAAAUACAAACCUCAGUUUCUCUCCUGGACUGUCCACAAGUCAUGUGCACUUGCUGCGGAGACAUAACACGCUACUGAGGGGACAGAGCUGUGGACUCUUGCACGGAGCAGCACUCAAACAACCAACCAGGCGGAUUGUUUCUUCUCCAUCUCAUACACACUCCCCUACCUCUCCGUCUCAUGGUCAUAACAUGUUUCUAAGCAUCCCUAAAGCACAACUGCCAUGUUUCAGGUGCUCAUGCA